Molecule: messenger RNA, 501 nt
Organism: Nerophis lumbriciformis (worm pipefish)
Lineage: Eukaryota; Metazoa; Chordata; Actinopteri; Syngnathiformes; Syngnathidae
Source: RefSeq, a predicted model, not a curated record
AUGCAUGUAAUGGCACAGGUGCUGGUCGCAGUGGCCCUUCUGCUAGGGUCCGCGUGGACGGUGAACGUCAACCGCUGUUACGAGGAGUCAGAGUUGAGCAAAGCGGCCGACAGGAAGCUGGCCAGCCACUACCCGCAGCCAAAGGAGCCUCGGAUGGUGGUGGCGCAUGACAGCCCCUACGAGUGUCCCUUGGACCUAUACGUGAAUCACUGGAAUUUGGAAGACAGGUCCCUGUCUCCCUGGAGAUAUGUCCGAAGAACCAUGAAAGACCACUACCCGGACACUUACGUUGAAGCCCAGUGUCUGUGCUCCGGUUGCAUCAUGAUCAAGAACAAAGGGACCCCUGAGCUGAAUCACGACUACAACUCAGUUACAGUCAACCAGACCAGGGUGUUUCUCAAGAGGGAGCCGUGCAUUGACAGUGGGAUGUACUAUCUGAAACCUGUCUCUGUGGAGGUGUCGGUGGGCUGCACCUGCGCUGCACCCAGAAUCUACUCGUGA